AUGAAGUUCUUACAACUUCAAUCAAACGUAAAACCAUCAUCCUUACUUACCCCUUCACUCAUUUGCAAAAUCUUAAAAAUCCCUGACUCUGGUAUUCAUAUUUUUGACAAAGAAUGGGUCUCUAAUUAUACCACUGAACUUGAUCAAGUCCUACUUGAACUCUACAUUAAUGUUGAAAAGUUUCUAGUAUCGUCCAACCUCAAAACCAUUCCUCGUAUCCUUCACAAAAUGAUUGUCCAUAACAUUGUUCCACGUGCUGGUAGCCAUGAAAAAAAACACAUUGCUGACAUCACUCCUAGUGAAACCUCAAACACUCUUACUAACCUCAUACCUGCUGUACCCGAAAAUAUUCAUGAUCAAACUCCUAUCUUAAACUAUUCUCUCCCUGAGAAUUCCACUCAAGCUGAAGGUGAUCUUUUCGUCCCUCAAAAUGUGGUACCUGUAUCCACUGAAAUACUUAGCUUUAAUACCUUUCCUAUUGACAAUCCUCAAAUAGAACAAACCUUUUCUCACUCACCCAUGUUUGACUCCUCCACAAUGCAAUCCCACUUCUCACCACAUGUACCAAACUUAGACCUUAACUUGGUCUCCACUCAACAAACAACACCUCUCGAUGAAAACUUGGACUUCUCUUCAAUGUCCUCCACCUCUCAAACUGUGACUAUCUCUAGUGGGUUUGAUCCAAACAUUGAAACUUUGUACUCUUCUUCCCACUAA
Molecule: messenger RNA, 717 nt
Organism: Vicia faba (fava bean)
Lineage: Eukaryota; Viridiplantae; Streptophyta; Magnoliopsida; Fabales; Fabaceae
Source: the annotation of a GenBank genome assembly